CUUCAGGAUGGGAUGGGUCCGGUGCGUCCACCCCAUUAGAAAAGGUCGCAGCCUUGCAAGCUGAGGUCAGUCUGCCGGAGAGGUACUGCAGAAGUUGAAGUGUUAGGAGAGCGAGAGCGAGAGAGGCAUUCUAGGAGGUAUCUGCUACGAUUCGGUUAUGAACAGGUGGCGGAGCGGAAGCAGUGUCUGCGAAGGAGCUCAGGAAGGCGAGUAAUUACGAAGAUAACAAGAUCUUGUUGUGCGAGGAUCAUAUAGAGAGGUCGCACAUCUCAACAGAUGAAUCACUAGGCACUAUUGGGCGAGGUCGUGGAUGAGAGUAAGGGGCUAGUUUUGUUAAGCCAGAAUGGCGGAUUCGGGCUUAGGGUCAGGGGAGGGAGACUCUCCAGUGCAGAGUAAGGGAAAUGGAGGGGCCAUACGCGAGAAGCCAGUGAAGGUGCUGCCAUGUCCUCGUUGCCAAUCUAUGAACACGAAGUUCUGUUACUACAACAAUUACAAUGUUAAUCAACCUCGGCAUUUCUGCCGAAACUGUCAGCGAUACUGGACCGUGGGCGGGACACUCCGGAAUGUGCCAGUCGGAGGGGGAUCUCGCAAGAAGUUGCGCAUGGCUCGUAGCCGCACCGACCCAUACCUUCGUGCCGGGGAGGCCCCCCAAACUGGCCCUCUGAGUUCUAUGUCAGGUGCAGAUGGUUUACUAGGCGCAAGCACUUGUGUGCAGCAGCUCCCAAUGCUUCCGUCGACACCAGGAUUGGUGUGUUUUGGUACCCAAUUGUCCGGAUUCGCCCCCGCUGGAUCCCAGUUGCCUUUUGUGCAAACCGCGCUGGAGCAAAGUCAGAGUAUGUAUACUCGAGUGCAACAAAAGCCUCUAGCUGGGCUCCAGGAAGUUCCUGAUCUCCAGUCUGUCUACGAUGUACCUCAAGUUCCUCAGUUUCCGCAGGUUGGCUCAGAGUUGUUGAACAUGUCUUCGUUGAUGAUGGAUGAUGGGUUCUUCAAGAUGCCGGGUGAUUUGCACUUGCCAUCUGACUCCGAAGCUCUGGCCUCGGUGAUCACCAAGGCGGAUCUGUGGUCUAAUCCCAUGCAACAACUAUCAUCACUCAACGGCAGUACUUGGGAAGAUUCAAGACCAUCGAAGUCUUCCUUCACCUCACAGCUGCAGAAUCUGAGUGGAUACGAGGAUAGGAGGAACCCAAUGAACCAGGUCAACGUCAACAUGUUUUUGCCGAACACGAAGCCUCAGUUCUGGGGAUCGGCUAUUAUGAACCAAAAAUCCUUGAUGGACGACAGGCUUGUGCCGCACACAUCAUGGGACGAGAAUCAGUCGACACAAACGAGUCUGUCUCCAACUGAGAGCAGUUCUCUCGAAGAGGAGCGUAGCUUGCCGAAUUACUUUUCUUCUCAGUAUGAGGAUGUUCCUCAAUCCUGGGCCGGUUUGCUUGCCUCCGACAUCCUUUUCUAAAUUUGAUUUUCUAAGCCAACACUUUUGCCUAUUCUCAAUCCUUCAAGGCCAUCCUUCAGCGCCCUGUAAAGUAUAUCCUGUGAAUUACCCCUAGUUUGAGUGCGAUUCUAUGCUGGAGGUUGGCUACUAGGCCUGAACUGGGUUUACUAGUGAGUUUGACCAUCUUAGACUUGAGCAAUAGGAUCUGCAGAGUGUACAGUAGAUUAGGACCUCUCUAGGCCUGCCGUGCCUUUGUCUCUUGAUAUUGAAGUUUUUUCUUUUCUUUUCUUUUCUUUGUUCCUAUUUAAUGAAUGCGGGAGCUAGUUCUCCCUGUUUCCAACA
This is a messenger RNA of Physcomitrium patens, 1774 nucleotides long. RefSeq lists its product as uncharacterized. The record is from RefSeq and is a predicted model, not a curated record. Gene Ontology annotation, biological process: regulation of DNA-templated transcription. Gene Ontology annotation, molecular function: DNA binding; DNA-binding transcription factor activity. NCBI's taxonomy places the organism in Eukaryota, Viridiplantae, Streptophyta, Bryopsida, Funariales, Funariaceae.